UAUGCCUCAAUUAACCCAACAUCACAUUUUUUAGAAAGUGAAACAAAUUGCAGGCCUCAUUGGUCUUGCCUGGCUGUCAGUCAUCCUUUGUGGGCAGGCCCUGACAAAGUGCUGAAAGAGGCAAAGGGAUUUUUUUGCUGCAUGGUGCCCCACGGAUUUUUGGCCCGUUCACACUUACUAUGGGGUGGCUUUGCGUCGCCUUGGCAAUGUGCAUACUGGUGUCUCGUGUCAAAGGUAAAGUUCUAGAACAUUUUGUAUUGUCAAGUGCAUUGUCUGCAGCAUUACACAUCCAAUAUGUAAUACAAAUUCUAUGAGACAUUUCUGUUUUAGUACACAUGUACAUAUACAUUUAUGUAUGUUCGUAUUACACAUAUAAAUGUAUACAUGCAUGAACUAUACAUUUAUGCCACUAAUAUUAGGCAACGACUGGUGGUGGAAAUAUGAAGAAGGAAUACGACAAUACAGCAAGGAGGCCCUAAACAAGGAGUUUCCUGAGAAAACUCGUCCAGUUGGUUUCAAACAUCCAACCUUCCAGUGUCCGGAUAUGAGCCCUUCGGCUACAGCCCCCUCCUCAGUGGAGCUGGUGAAGGCGGCCGACAUCAAAGUCAUUGCCGCCCUGGGAGAUUCUCUAACAACAGCCAUCGGCGCCAACGCCACCACCGUCCUCGGGAUCCCCAUCGAGUUUCGCCACGUUUCAUGGAGCAUCGGAGGUUACGGCUCGUUUGAGGAUGUCAUCACUUUGCCCAACAUCAUCAAGCUCUUCAAUCCCAGCCUGCUGGGCGCUGCUCGGGGGAAGACGGUCCACGGCAUGGAGGCCCACAUCAGCCAGACGGGCCUCAAUUUGGCUGUGACAGGACACAACACUUUCAAUCUCCCCAGUCAGACGAGACAUUUGAUUGACACGCUCAGAGGUUACGAGGGGUUGAACUUCGAGAAGGAUUGGAAGCUUCUGACCAUCCUUAUGGGCAUGAACGACAUCUGUGACUAUUGCAAAGACAAAGCUCUCUUCUCAGCAGAGAACUUCCUUCACUACAUGAGCGUGUCGUUGGAAAUGCUUAUGAAUGAGGUUCCUCGAAUGAUUGUGAACGUGGUGCAGAUUCUUCCCAUGCAGACUCUCAGAGAGGUGCACAAGCCCACACCAGGCUGUCUGCUACAAAGAUCUUUCUGCUCUUGUCUCAUCGAGCCAGCGAGUCGUUCUGCUGAGCUUGGAGAGCUAGUGGAGGUCAAUCUGGAGUUCCAGAGGAGAUUGGAGGCAUUGCUUCAUGGUAACCACUUCUUCAGGGAAGACUUCGCUGUGGUCCUGCAGCCCUUCUUGAAACACGCUGACCCUCCUCGCCUCCCGAGCGGCAAGAUCGACAUGAGCUUCUUCACACACGACUGCUUUCACUUCACCAUUAAAGGCCAUGAAGAACUGGCCAAAGGACUGUGGAACAACAUGAAAGUGAAGUGUUUGUGUGGACAGUUUCAGGCUGAGGGAGACAAGACGGUUGUUAGCAGUUUUUCUGACCCCAUCAACCUCGUCUGUCCACCCAUGGAACAUCCGUACAUCUUCACCCGAUCGACCUCGGCCAGUUCAGCCCAUCCUGGACUUCACCGCAGACGUCAUUUUCCUUCGCUGGCGGUCAUCUCUUCGCUGCUCUGGCUUCUUGUGGCGUUUAGGCGUCAUGGUUUUUUGUAACUUUGCACAGCCGGUGAUGAUGACACACAGGUAGUCAUUCUAGCCGUCUGGACGAGAAAGUUUUUUACACUCAUGUCAAACCUCAUCACGAGGUGUCCAUAAUGAAAUCUACAAGACAAAAAGCAACAGUCAACAUAACAUCAACAAUUACUUUUAUAUUGUGUUCAUCUCGUAAAAUCCACCUUGAGGAAAACAUUCUGUUAUAUUACUAAAACUCUAUUUUGACUGUUUUCUUUUUAAAACCAAAACAUUCUGAAAAGCAACGGUACGUUCCCAACUUUGGGGAGCGCUCAUGAUUUCAAGGCUUUUCAGAAAAAAAAGAUUAAAACAUUCCUGCUAGAUUUAAUGACUGAAAUUAAAAAAAAUAUAUAUAUAUUUUAGACUAAAAUAUGAUCACAUCGCACUUCAAAGUUUGUGGUUUCAUUCUAUCACAGAUGUUUUUUGGUUUGUUUGUUUUUCUUUUAGCAUAUUCACCAUAUUUUAGCCUAAAUUAGGCAUUUUAAACAUAAAAAUGUCUAAAUGUACUAAAAAUGUCAAUACUACAGUAGUAUUGACCACUAUGUGAGACCAAACCAAUUCAAACCAACAGCAGUACUACAUCGUAUUGACAGAGUGUAAAGGUGACUAUGUGGGUUUAAAUUCAUGUCGAGAGAGCUCUCAUAAUGUUAAAUUUUUUUAGAAAGUUGUAAACAGUUUUUUAAUGAUUAAGCUAUGAAAAUACUAGAUUUUGGACAUGUAAUGACAAACUGUAAAUACGCGAUCUACCACAUUGUAACUGAAUGCUUGUUUUAAAUAAACUAAUACCAUAGCAAUAAAUACUAGUUCUGCUGAAAUUAAUUUACCACUGUCAAACCUGGAACAUUUUUAACAGUGAUAAACAAAAAGUAAAUAUAAUAUAGUAAUGAUAGUCAAAGUUUAAAAUAAUACUGUAUUAUUUUUAACUAAGUUUUUUAAUGAGAUCAAUUUUGCAUUCACUUAAAAAAAAAGAUUCAUUAUAUUACGUGGCACAGUCUAUGCAAUACAACAAAAACCAAUAAGUAUAUAUUCAUAUAAUAAUAUAAAAAAACCUAUUCAUUAUUUACAUGAUUUAAUUUUAUAUUUAUAGGAGUUGACAUUUAAAUGAAACAAAUGCCCUGUUGGUUCGUUUUGUCGUCCAAGCCCGUCUCAUCCUCAUGUGCUACUUUUUUACUUUUGUCUUACUUUUCACUUUUUCUUUCCACUUCAACUUAGUUCAAGUGAAAGUGAAUUAUUGAUGAGGUGAAGUUUGCCUUCAGCUUUUUUCAUGCUACAUUCCUCCAUGCGCUCUUCAUAACAUUCCCCCCAUUUAAUGUAACAACUUGAUGAGAAUCCUUAAUUCAUAGCAACGCUUCACUGUGUGCACUUCAAAUGGUGAUGAUGAUGCAGAGGUGUUUUAUAUGCACACAUACAUCUUCUGUCACAUCAUUGCUUUAAAAAUGUGCCUUUGCGAUGCAGACUCUCCCUGAAACUUGUCACCAGAGAUGAAUGAGUCACGCACGCACGCACGCACGCACGCACGCACGCACGCACGCACGCACGCACGCACGCACGCACGCACGCACGCACGCACACACACACACACACACACACACACACACACACACACACACACACACACACACACACACACGUCUAUUGCUGGCCCACUUAUUCUGAGAUGUUUGUGUGCUUCCUCUGCAUUCCAAAAAAUACACUUGACACUUUUAAAGCAAUCACGACAUCAGCAAUAAGAGUCAAUAUUGUUCUGCACUGUUGUAAACCACCACCAUGCAUCCCUGCCUUACAUCUGGAUCUCGGAGGCAUUAUUUCGUCAUGCAUAAACACACCAAUUUUAAUGUUAAGAGCCCGAAAACACCCUCAGAAACACAACCAGCAAUCGGGAGCUGUUUUUGAAGAUUGUGUGCCCUUUCAUAACCAAAGUAUUAGAACGGGCUCUUGGUUUAUUGUUGAAUGACUGCAUCAAUCAAAAGU
Nerophis ophidion (straightnose pipefish) is the source of this 3667-nucleotide messenger RNA. RefSeq names its product phospholipase B1, membrane-associated. The transcript has 15 exons. NCBI's taxonomy places the organism in Eukaryota, Metazoa, Chordata, Actinopteri, Syngnathiformes, Syngnathidae. The coding region runs from base 377 to 1678 and encodes 433 amino acids. Gene Ontology annotation, cellular component: brush border membrane. Gene Ontology annotation, molecular function: retinyl-palmitate esterase activity; phosphatidylcholine lysophospholipase A1 activity; A2-type glycerophospholipase activity. Gene Ontology annotation, biological process: phospholipid metabolic process. The record is from RefSeq and is a predicted model, not a curated record.